This is a messenger RNA of Gamsiella multidivaricata, 1308 nucleotides long. RefSeq lists its product as uncharacterized. The record is from RefSeq and is a predicted model, not a curated record. Gene Ontology annotation, molecular function: protein binding. Bases 217 to 1170 code for a protein of 317 amino acids. Lineage: Eukaryota; Fungi; Mortierellomycota; Mortierellomycetes; Mortierellales; Mortierellaceae. The transcript has 6 exons.
ACAAGGCACCAUAUUAAUCUGCCGAUUACGCCAGACAGCUAAAAACGGAAAGAGCGGUGGCUGUGCUACUGCUCAGCCCUACCCCUGAGAGCGAGUGCACACAAAGUUCUGCCAUCACCAUCGCUUUCGACAUCACCCCAUCAUUGACCCCAACACUUCUGAUUCACAACAGAUCGUCUUUCUCCUCUUAUCGGCAUCACUGUAACCAGCGUCAACAUGACAAUUGACUUUUCGCCUGCGCCAAUACUGACGUCGAGAGAGGCCAGUCUAGGUUCUCUCCUCCGUCUGCCCGAUAGUCUAAUUAUUGAAAGGAUCCUGAUUCUCCUUGCGCCAAAGGAUUUGUGCUCGCUCGCUUUGACCUCGCGAUAUAUGCAUGUCUUUGCGCGCAACGACUUUGUCUGGCGCCGUUUGUUUUUUGCAGAGCGGGAUAGCAAGUCGACCAGGCUCGUUUAUCGAGGUAAUUGGCUCCUCACCUACCUCUUUCAUAGCCCAGAGCAUGAUGAAGCAUGUUCGAGUCAUCCACUUGUCAUCUGUCCUGUCCAAAUCCAAGACGUAUCCUCCGACUAUCUGAGCCUUCAGUGGCAUCGAAGCAACAUGUUCUUUGGCCACUUUUAUCCGCCUCCACCGAUUUCUCCGACACCUACCCUUGGAGAUCAACAUUCCACAGGUCCUACAAUACCUAUCGAGGAUUACCAAGAUUUAGACGAAGAUGUCUUCUACCGCCGCUACGGAUAUCCAAACAAACCAGUCAUGAUCCAAAAUUCGAACGUCGAGUCAUGGCCAGCAUGGAAGCAAUGGACUUUAGAUGCUCUGGCAGCCAAACAUAGUGAUACUGUGUUCCGCGUAUCGAACAUCGAAAGCGACACUAAACCAAGCUUCAGUCUCUGCUUCAAGGACUUUCUGCACUAUCUCAAAUACAACAGAGACCUGAACCCUUUUUACCUGUUCGACCCUUGCUUUGCCGAAGCUGUUCCUGAGAUGGGAACCGCGUACGAGGUGCCCAAAUACUUCCGAAUCGACUAUUUUUCACUCUUAAAAGGUUCUGCCAGGCCACCAUACCGCUGGAUACUGAUUGGGCCGCAGCGGACAGGCGCUCCAUGGCACAUUGAUCCCUCAGGGACAUCCGCCUGGAACACACUCCUGUCUGGACACAAACGCUGGGCAUUGUAGGAGAUUUAGGCGUAAACCUGAGCCGGUUUCUUAUUUCUCGACACAGAGGCAUUAAACAGGGUACGAGGCUCAUUUUGACACUUCUGCGCUUGUUGUUUUCUAGAUACCCACCUCAUAUUACUCCGCCUGGACAUGAUC